AUGGACACCGGACAGCAGCCUCCUGGCCAUGUUGGACAACUUGACCUUCGCAUUUUGCUGCGCAUAGGCCUGUGUGCUCAAUUUGCUGAUGACUCAGAUGAGCGGAUUGACGGCCAGUUGCAGACCUACCUUUUGUCACUGGUGGCACCACAGCCACCUCCGCCUCCACCUCCACCUCCACCUUCUCUGCCUCCUCCUCCAGAACCUCUGCCUCCACUGCCACCAGCAGCUCCCAUAGUUCCGGCACCUAAUGGGCCAGUUGCCCAUGCAGAUGUCACAGUCUCUCAAAAGUCUCUGACGCUCCCACCAAUUGACUGCAUGCACCACUACUCACAUUGCCUCUCAUGCCGAGUAGCUCCGGUUGCACUUUGGGCCCUGGAGAACAAGAAAAAGCUGGCUCUAUGA
Molecule: messenger RNA, 405 nt
Organism: Phanerochaete carnosa HHB-10118-sp
Lineage: Eukaryota; Fungi; Basidiomycota; Agaricomycetes; Polyporales; Phanerochaetaceae
Exons: 1
Coding region: 1-405 (134 amino acids)
Source: RefSeq, a predicted model, not a curated record